Messenger RNA from Rhizoctonia solani, 546 nucleotides. RefSeq names its product thioesterase superfamily protein. The transcript has 6 exons. NCBI's taxonomy places the organism in Eukaryota, Fungi, Basidiomycota, Agaricomycetes, Cantharellales, Ceratobasidiaceae. The record is from RefSeq and is a predicted model, not a curated record. Gene Ontology annotation, molecular function: fatty acyl-CoA hydrolase activity. The coding region runs from base 1 to 546 and encodes 181 amino acids.
AUGACUAGCGGCGUAACUUUAGAUGACAUUAAGGGGAAUGCGCCAGACGACCAAAAGCAAAUGUGUAUUGGCGUGUUGGACUUUUACUCAAGUCUGAAGGAUCACUUUGCUUAUUCCGUGGGACAAAGACUGAAGCUACUAGAGGUUAGCGUUGGCCCUAUGAUAAACAAAAAGAGCCAGGCCAUUGUGGUGUGUGAGAUCAGCCUGGAAGAUGAUAUGCUUAAUUUGCUUGGAACUCUCCACGGAGGUUGUACCGCCUAUCUAAUUGACGUAUGCUCUUCAAUAGCAAUAGCGAUUGCGCCUCAAGGCGUUAAUAAUCCUGAAGAGUGGUGGGGAAAGGUAUCCGUCAGUCAAGCUUUGAAUGUUCUAUAUCAUGCUCCUGCUCGUUCCGGAACUACCCUGAGGAUUGUUUCGGAAACGAUCGUGCUAGGAGGCAGAGCUGGAACUAUCCGUUGUGAGAUUUGGGAUACUUCAAAUAACACAUUGGUUGCGAGUGGGACGCAUACAAAGAUGCCCCUGGCGAACAUGAGAAUAGGAAAGUUAUGA